AUGCCAAUCUCAAUCUUACCUCCGCGGGACGCCCACACGGACAAAUUCGCCGAGUUCUCACGGCCCGACGAACACUACGAGGGAGAGGAAGAAGAUGAAGACAUGGAGGGCGACAUCGCCAUGGACGAUUCAUCGACGAGAAAGAGAGGCGCCGGCGGAAGAAUGCCGAUUGUGACGCCCGGAGAGGUCGUCACGAGCGAUCCGCAGUGGAUGAGGGGGCAUGGGACCUAUCUGGCUGAGACGGAGGAGGGAGAGAUGGGGACGAGCAUUGUCGCGACGGUAGCGGGGAGCGUGACGAAGACGAAUAAGCUGUUGAGCGUCAAGCCGCUGAGGGCGCGGUAUACCCCGGAUAUUGGAGACUUGGUUGUGGGGCGGAUUAUGGAGGUGCAAUCCAAACGUUGGAAAGUCGACAUAAACAGCACGCAGACCGCGCAUCUCCUCCUGUCGUCGAUCAAUCUUCCAGGUGGUAUCCUCCGGAAACGUACAUCCACAGACGAGCUCCAGAUCCGAACCUUCUUCUCCGAGGGCGACCUCCUCGUCGCGGAAGUCCAGUCGCUGUUCCAGGACGGCGCUGCGUCGCUUCAUACCCGCUCUCUCAAGUACGGAAAGCUCCGUAACGGGCACUUCAUCAAGGUCGACCCGAAGGGCAUCCAGCGGUCCAAAUCGCACAUCCUCACGCUGACUACGGCCAACGGCGGUGGUGAGGUGGAUGUGAUCCUGGGUAUCAAUGGGUAUGUGUGGAUCUCCAAGAGGGUGACGGGUGCAGACGGGAAGAAGGAUGGGAAGGAGGUUAGUAUCACGAGGUUGGAGGAGGAGGCGUCGGAGGCGAUUUAUUCCUCAGUCAAUGAGUUUAUCUCUCCGGCUACGAGGAGGGAGAUUUCGAGGGUGGGCAAUUGUGUUACGGCGCUCGUGAGGCAUAAUGUUAGGGUCGAUGAGGAGAUCUUGAAUGCUGUUUAUGAGGCAGCGGUAGAAGAGAGCGUGCAGAUGGAGGAGGAGAGCUUGGAGGGUGAGGGUGGGAAAAGGUGUGUGGAGAAGGCGCUGGUCACUUGCAUGCGGGCCUGA
Molecule: messenger RNA, 1062 nt
Organism: Morchella sextelata
Lineage: Eukaryota; Fungi; Ascomycota; Pezizomycetes; Pezizales; Morchellaceae
Exons: 2
Coding region: 1-1062 (353 amino acids)
Biological process (GO): TRAMP-dependent tRNA surveillance pathway; poly(A)-dependent snoRNA 3'-end processing; exonucleolytic trimming to generate mature 3'-end of 5.8S rRNA from tricistronic rRNA transcript (SSU-rRNA, 5.8S rRNA, LSU-rRNA)
Cellular component (GO): cytoplasmic exosome (RNase complex); nuclear exosome (RNase complex)
Molecular function (GO): RNA binding
Source: RefSeq, a predicted model, not a curated record